AUGGAUUCUGAUUGGCUGCCAAUGUUUUUUAUCGUUCAUUACCUCGUUUUGAAAGUGAUUCCAAAUUGCUUCUCUGUUAUCAUUAUAGCUAUGCUGUGACGUUGAACUCUGAGUCUGCUUCCUUGGUGUGAACGGGCCUAAAGUGUGCCCGUGUUUUCUUUAUAUUUGCAUGCAGUUAAGUUGGUUUAAUAUUUUGUUAUCUUUUGUAAUGGAAUUCACACGCAUUUUAACUGUGGCUUAAGUGUAAUGAUAACUGCAGGCAAACGUUUUGGUUGUAACUUUGACAUUGAUGUGUUUUAUAAAUGUUGUAUAGCCAAGUAGUCUGUAAUAUAGACAAGACAGUAGCUACCGUGUAUUAAACUUUGAAAUAUCUCUAAGGAGAGCAUUUGUUGAAUUAAGUUUGUUUAAUAAUUAAUUAUAGGUCUACUGCACGGGUUACAGUGGAUUGGCAUGUAGAGCAGCUACUCGUGAACUUCUCGCCAUUGGAAUGUCACUCAAACUGACAUCAAAUAAUCACCAAGGCGAUGGCGUCUUAGAGAUGCAAAAGUAAACAACUAAAGUAUCUAAAACAGUCGCAGACGUUGCAAGUUUGAUCAGAGCUUUUCGGCGCCUUUAUUUAUCGUUCAUAUAUUGUAAUAUCGAUCGUUCAAGUGGAACUUUGUUGGAAUGUGGUUUUAAACGAAUAUUUAUUUACAAAUUCACGAGAUCAAAAAGUAUUAAACUCACUCACUUUUGAAUAUCUUGCACUUAAGACAUUAUGUCACCUGUGGAUGUAUGGACGGGUUCUUGGAGACCCCACCGGCCAAGGGGCCCCAUCGCUGCAAUGUAUAACAGUCCAGGGCCAGCAUAUUCUCUCCCAGGGGCAACUGGAAUGAACAACCAUGACCCGCGGAUGCAGAAAGGCCCAGCGUUUAGCUUUGGCACGCGCCAUCGUGACUUACAGGCCAACUUCUCCCCAGGGCCCGGAUACCUCAUUCCCUCCAACAUCACCAGGGUGGGUCGGGACGGAACCCCUGCAUACUCUGUCUACGGCCGGCGAAAGGAUAUUCAGCCCUUCCAGACCCCUGGCCCAGGCAGUUACUCACCUGAAAAGGCAAUAAAGACCACCUAUUACUUGGCCCCUGCAUUCUCCCUCUCUGCGAGAACUAAAUUAUUCCGCAAUGACCAAACACCAGGUCCAGCUGCGUAUAUGCUCCCCCCAGUAUUAGGGCCAAGAGUCGUGAAUAAAACAGCCGCUCCAAAUGUCUCCUUCAGCGGUCGUAGUCUUAUUGGCAGCUUCCAUGAAGAUUUACGGAAGACUCCAGGCCCAGGGACCUACCAAGUAGUAGAUUCAUGUGUGUAUAGACACAAGGCCCCUCAAUACAGCAUGACUGGUCGCAAUCUCAUGCCUGGGGACACUACCAAGAAACCAGGACCUGGAGCCCACCAUCCAGAAAGGCAGGUUACUUUCACAGGAACAAAAGCUCCCAGCUUCUCCUUUGGAAUUCGUCAUUCUGAGUACAUCGCUCCCAUAAUUGUGGAUGGUGCUGAUUAAACAGAUUCUUUCUGUCAUAAUAAAUUCAGUCCAACAAGCUACAGUCUGUCAUAGCAGGUCUUAACAUCACUAAUAUACAACUUGAAAUGUUUCAGAAAAAAAAGUGAACUAAGUCUACCCAGACUAGAAUAUUAACACCAUACAAUACUGUAUGCAGACACUACUGUUCAAAAGUUUGGGUUGGUGAUAUUUUUUAAGGUUUCUUAUACUCACCAAGGAUGAAU
Messenger RNA from Pimephales promelas (fathead minnow), 1758 nucleotides. RefSeq names its product ciliary microtubule associated protein 1B (gene cimap1b). Gene Ontology annotation, cellular component: cytoskeleton. NCBI's taxonomy places the organism in Eukaryota, Metazoa, Chordata, Actinopteri, Cypriniformes, Leuciscidae. The record is from RefSeq and is a predicted model, not a curated record.